AUGCAAGGAAUAGAUGAUGAUCCGGAGCAGUCUGAACUUGUUCCUGUAGACAGUCUGUCCAGUAGUGCUCGUUCCGGAAUGCUUGCUAGAACACCUACUGUUUCCUUCCGAGACGCCCCAUUGAUGCUUUCUGGAGAGCCUGAUGCUGGAAGUGCUACUAUGUAUAAUCACUCUGCUCAACCCAUUAGUAAUAAAACAAAUAAUAUUCCUUCUGUCGGGAGUCCAUUGCGUCCGUCGCAAGUCACUCGAGCCGGACUCUUGUCAAAAGAAGGAUCUUCUUUAGCUCGCAGUAAAACAAUGCCUUCCAACACAAAGGGCAUUGUCAGGUUUAAUGACAGUGGCUCUGAGGACGGAUCAGAAAUGGUCAAUCUUUCAAAAAACAGUCUUGCUACAGCCAACAACUCAAUCACUGAGCCUGCUAGCAGAGCAUCAACCGAUUUACGUCGUAACAAAUCUCUGCCCUAUCGAGCCAUUGAGGAACGACGUUUAGAAAACGAGCGAGAAGCAAAGACGAAUGCGUCGAGCAACGGAACCCCAUUAUUGCGAUCCAUGUCAUUUGCAAAAAGACCUGCUAAACCACUACAGAGAUACAAUACACUUGGCUAUCCUAAAGUUGAUCGCAAACUAUCUACCGUAACUGCUAAUGUCGCAUCAGGAUCCACAUCCAAUGCCGCCCCAAAACCUAUUCACAAUCUGGUCAUUCCUUCAUCACAACAGAUGGCACUGGCUUCACAGUCAUCUCCUUUAUCUGCUCUCUCAUUCACUAGUACAAAUACUUAUAACGAACCAGCUUAUCCACCAUUGAUGGCCCCACCCCUUAAUACUUCUCAAAUCACCCAACGACGAGGCAUGCACAUUACUGCUGUCAAUUAUGUUACUCAUGCAGACACUACAACACCCUAUGGCACUCCCCAGAAACAUCUGCCUCCGUUACCACCGCAAUCUGGCUUACAUCGUAAAAACAGUGUCGCUGCGUCUAUUAUGCAGAAACUUCCCAUCGAAUGGCAAGAACAAUACAAGCAAAACAUACACGGCUCAUAUAAAUUUCGUGCAUUUGGACGAAAGGCAAUCAGUUUCCAACAACGACAAUGGUUUACAAACAUUUGCUGUGUCAGUCUGUGUCCACUUAUGAUGGUUCUCGUUUCGUUUGUGCUCAAGUUUGCAAUUGCCAAUCUUAGUAACAAUAGCAAUAACAAUUAUCAAAUUCUUUAUUGCAGUAGUGCUCUAUCAAUCAAUGAACAGAACUGGCCCAUUUUUAAUCUUUCUGGAAUUGGAAUUGCUACAUCUUCUCCGUCUUUGGUACCCAAUGCGGAUUCUAGUAUGCCUGUACGUCACGCCAAUUAUUUCUCUAGAGCAUCCUUGGUUGACUUAUCGUCCAAGGACGUGUUUUCUCAACUUAGUUCAACUACUGUUGCUGGCGGUAUGCCCUGUGUAAACUGGUUUGGAGGAGAUUAUCCUCGCAAUGAUGAAAGUGUUUAUGAGCGUGUUCCUCGUACAUCUACUCAUCCAGAGUACGCAUUUAAAGAUUCGUUGUAUGUUUCUGAACUCAAUUCUGGUUGGCUUGAUCUACUUCAACCACUUCUUACCUUUGCAGAUCCGGCUCGACAAGCUCAAGCGUUGAGUCUGGCUCGAUCUUUUGCAUUAUACCAGAUGCGACCCUGGGCAGUUGUAUCUCUUGGUCCUAAUGUAAAUCCAAAUGACAUUGGCUCUUCCCCAAAACAGCCGCUUCUUGCCGAUAUAUCUCAGAUCCCUAAUACAUUCUUUACUCCAGCAUCAACUGCAAAAGGCAUGCUAGACACGAUUGAGCCUAGAUACAAUGUUGAAAUCAGAUUUUCUCCUCCUGGUCUUGGUGGUGCACAAAAAGUUCCUUAUUUCAAUAUUACAAAUUCAGCCAAUGUAAAAGAUAUGGACGCCUUGUUUUAUUCCACCAUUCAGCAGGCUAUAUCCAACCUCGCUCGAGUUGACUCUUCGGCUCUUCAAGGAAAUCCUUCUGAUAUUCAAAUGGCGUUGGUUCUUGGAAAUCUAAACAAGGCAUAUUCAAACGUGCCCUAUGCUGGGAUUGGAUUCAAAACCGUGGAUCACUCAAACAAGAAAUACUCUUAUAUCCUUCAAGUUGGUAAAGAUCAGAGACUGGAACGAACUCCUGGAUUCCCCUUGGCAGGUCUUCGUAUGUUGCUUCAACAGGCUCAACUUAGCAAUGCUAUUGUUCGAUUCUCAUCUCCCAAAUUGGCAAGCACUGUUAUCACUCAGGGACUCCGAAACUUUCCCUUUCUAGCCAAACCUUCCUUUGACAUUCCCUUUGGUUCAAUCAUUGGACGCAUUUUAUAUCCUUUGGGUAUUUCUUUUCUUUUACCUAUUUUCACCAUCUCUCUUGUUCGUGACAAGGAGUCAAAGAUUGUGACAAUGAUGCGUAUGAAUGGACUCGGUAGUCCAGCAGCCUACUACCUAUCUGAAUACAUCACUUUCUUUUUGACAUUUUUGGUGUCCACGGCCAUUUUUUGGGUCAGUGGCUAUUUAACCUCGCUUGAGCUUUUUUCCAAAACAGAUCCUCUUCUUUUGGCAAUCCUGUUUUUUCUUUGGGGAAAUAUUCAAGUCACUCUUUCCAUGUUCUUCAACUCUCUUUUCCGUCAAUCGCGCUUUGCUCUAAUCAGUGUAUUUCUGAUUGUGGUCUGUGGUGUUGUGACAUCUUUUAUUCUUGACGAGGUUUUUUCUGGAAGCAGUUCUUUUCCGACCAUUUUGUUUGUAUGGCCACCUUUUGCGUUUUACCGUGCACUUGGAGUGUUGAAUAAUGCUGCAACUUCUUCACAACAAACUCCAUACUCUGUAUCACGACUUGUUCCUGGAGAUGAAGUUUUUACUGCAGUCAUGACGCUUUUUGCCGAAAUCUUUGCCUACCUGCUGCUUUCUGUAUAUCUUGGAAAUGUCAUAAAGUCAGAGUUUGGUUCCAACAAACCGUGGCACUAUCCUGUCACUCAGUAUAUGAAGCCAUCUGCUCCAAAACUCUCAAAAAUUGACGAUGAAUAUACGCACACUUUGGAUCAUAAUGUUGUGUCUACCGAAAACGAAGAUGUCCGUGCUGAGCGUAUACGGGUAUUGAAUGAGCAAUAUGAAAAAGAUGCUCCGCUUGUCAUGCGCAACAUGGUUAAAGAAUAUACCAAUGAGUCUGGUAAAAAAAAGACUGCUGUUAACAACAUCACUCUUGCCGUUGAGAACAAUACUGUGUUUGGACUGUUGGGACCUAACGGUGCUGGAAAGACAAGCUUGAUUAGUAUUUUAACUGGAGUAUACGAGCCUACCACUGGAAAUGCCACUCUUGGUGGACAUGAUAUUAUCAAAGAUGCCGAUGCCGCGUUUCGUUCGAUUGGUGUUUGUCCUCAAUUUGAUAUUUUAUGGGACGAUCUUACGGUAGACGAGCAUCUUUUUUUCUAUGCUAGACUCAAAGGAGUUUUCCCAGAGUUUGAGCGUGAAGCAGUAGUCGCUGCAAUGGAGCUUGUCAAAUUAGAGACAAUGCGGAGUCGUCGUGUAAAGAACCUUUCUGGUGGAGAAAAGCGUCGAUUAAGUAUUGCUAUUGCUCUUGUUGCAGACCCAAAAGUUGUGUUUUUAGAUGAGCCUACUACUGGAUUGGAUCCUGAAGUAAGACGUACUGUAUGGGAUGUGAUUGCUCGUGCACGAGGAAAUUGCGCUAUUCUUAUGACAACGCACUCUAUGGAAGAAGCAGAAGUGUGCUGUCAGUGCAUUGGUAUUAUGGCCAAAGGCACAAUGCGAUGUAUAGGAUCCACAACAACUUUAAAAGACAGCUAUGGAUCUGGAUACAAACUUUCUAUAUAUGGUGAAUACCAUCGACUUGACAGUGCAGAACAGUUUCUCAACUCACUUUUACCAAACUGCGAGUUCAAGCGAAUCCAAACAUUUAACAAUGUACGUGUAUAUGUGUUUCUUCCUAAAGCCCAGGAAUUAGCAUUUGUAUUUGAUGCCAUGGCUCGAGAACAUUCUCGAUAUGGUAUACAGAACUGGGGCAUCAGUCAAACGACUCUAGACGAGAUCUUUACAAAUUUAAUUACUGAAGAUGAUGCCUCGUGAAUUACUAGUAUCAACAUAAUAAAUGACAUGAAAUUG
This is a messenger RNA of Batrachochytrium dendrobatidis JAM81, 4116 nucleotides long. RefSeq lists its product as uncharacterized. The record is from RefSeq and is a predicted model, not a curated record. Gene Ontology annotation, cellular component: membrane; intracellular membrane-bounded organelle. Lineage: Eukaryota; Fungi; Chytridiomycota; Chytridiomycetes; Rhizophydiales. Gene Ontology annotation, molecular function: ABC-type transporter activity; ATP binding; lipid carrier activity. Bases 1 to 4080 code for a protein of 1359 amino acids. Gene Ontology annotation, biological process: transmembrane transport; lipid transport. The transcript is spliced from 11 exons.